Dreissena polymorpha is the source of this 1533-nucleotide messenger RNA. RefSeq lists its product as uncharacterized. The record is from RefSeq and is a predicted model, not a curated record. Bases 9 to 1118 code for a protein of 369 amino acids. The transcript has a single exon. NCBI's taxonomy places the organism in Eukaryota, Metazoa, Mollusca, Bivalvia, Myida, Dreissenidae.
ACGAAACAAUGAUCUCCUUCUUUGUGCUAUCUGCGGCAGUUUUGGCCGUCUGUUCCGGUCAAGGAACGCGUUCUUCUGCUUACCCCGUCAGUAGCGGUGGCUUUUCGAGUACCAGCUUCGGUGGCAGAGGUUUUGAGAGCGAUGGUGGCGGAUUUCCUGGUCCCAGGAGCGGUGGAUUUCCUGGUUCCAGUGGAGGUGGUUUUCCGGGUUCCAGUGGAGGUGGUUUUCCUGGUUCCAGUGGAGGUGGUUUUCCGGGUUCUAGCGGCGUGAGAAGCUUUCCCGGCAUGGACAUGGGUUCUUCUGGACCGGCUUAUACAGGAGAAGGCUUUUCUGGAGGAGGUUCCCAGUUCGAUACCGGAUUGGGUUUUCCUGUUGUUGGUGGUUAUCAAUUUGGCCAAGGCGCUGGUGUUGGAGGUAUGGGCGGUGAUUCUUCUUUCGGGGGCGCCUCUGGAGGAGGAUUUUCGUCGGGAUCGUCGUCUCUGGAAAUGAGAGGAGCGUCUUCUAUUGAAGGCAUGGGGAGCAUAAGAGGAGGCUCUUUUUCAGGACAAAGCUUAGCUGGAGGAACAUCUGGAUCAGUGCAGGGACCAUACAAUGAUGAAAGAAAUCCACCGCCACCUGAAUUCAUCGGAGCCCGUGGCGGCCAGGAAGGUUUCCCGGUACAUGGCGGAUUCUGCGGCGGAACUGAAUGUCAAGAUGGCGGCGUGUCUGUUGGAGCAGGGGACGGAAUGGGAAUGGGUACAGCUGCGGCAAUGGCUGAGCGCCGUCGCAGCGGCUCAAACGAGGACAUUAGAAUGUACGAAAUGAUGACCGGGCCACCGAUGGGGGCUGGAAUGGGGAUGGGCGGUAUGGGAAUGGGUGGAAUGGGUGGAAUGGGAAUGAGUGGAAUAGGAAUUGGCGGUAUGGGAGGUGGGAUGGGAAUGGGAGGUGGGAUGGGAAUGGGAGGAGUGGGAAUGGGUGUAGGAAUGGGUGGAAGAGGGGCAAUGAGUGGAUUUGGAAUGGGAGGAAUGAUUGGCGGAAUGGGAGGUCAUGGCAUGCAUGGUAUGGGAGGAUUUCCCGGUCCCGGUCGAGUGUUCCCAGGAGGCAUACCCGUUGGACCCAGAUACGGCUUUGGCUUUUAAUCCGGCAAAGAGGUCACCGUUGUUGUGUGUAAAUAUACACGAACAAUAUAUUGUGGAUACAGCAAAAAAGAGAGUUGCUUAUUCAUUUAAAACAUCCUGUAUUUACAAGUUUAUCUAUCAAUCUGUUACACGCCGAAAAUCACAUAAUAAAUCUUAUAUAGAUCUAAAUGUAAUUCGUGCACAUGUUUGAACCUUGAAAAAGAGAAGGCACACAGUGACUAGAAUAUGCUAUAAUGAUUCUUUUGAAUAAUGAUGAAUAAACAUUGAAACAGCUCUACUGAAUAUGACAGACCAACAUGUACGUAUAUUGAUUGUUCGCGAAUACAAAAAUAAAACAAUAAUGGUACAUUUUAUUUUUCCAGCAUUAGAAAUGAGACAUCAUAUUCUACAUGCAUAUCGUUUAUAAAAAUUUAAA